CUAUUUUAAGUUUUUAACCAUAAAAAAUAAAUCAAAUGAUUUGUGAGGCACUUGAAUCCUGAUGCUAUUUGUCAACAGGCAACCGAUACUUUGAAGAUACAUGAAACAUGUUAGACCUUCUCACGCCACUAGUCCACAUAUAAAAACUCCGCCUCCACCUCCUCCUCCAACAGCCGCCGCAGAAUUCCGGCCAUCCAACCAUCUACAGGAUCUCCACCGCCUCCCCUCAAUCGCUACGGCGCCUUCUCACCCAAACGACUUUCCUCCUCUCCUCAAGACAUGCGCCUCCCUAAGCCUCCUUCCCGUCGGCCACAUCCUCCAUCAGCGCGCUGUCGUACUGGGCCUCACGGCCGAACCCUACCUUGCCACCUCCCUCCUCCACAUGUACGCGGUAAACGGGCGCAUCUCCGAUGCCCACCGGGUGUUCGACCAAAUGCCUAUAAAAAACGUUGUUCCUUAUUCGGCCCUCAUCUCGGCGUAUUGUCGGUCAGCUAAUUUGAAUAUGGCCUUCUGUACUUAUAACAAGAUGUUGAACGACGGAAUACGACCCAAUUCAGUUACUUUGCUUGGAUUAAUCUCAGGGAUCUCUGAUUUAUACCUUCUGCAAUCCUUGCAUGCUUUGGUGAGCCAUUUUGGCUUCGAGAAAGAUCUCAUUAUCAUGAAUUCUAUGAUGAAUGUGUAUUCGUUGUGCGGAAGAGCGGACUUUGCUCGAAUGUUGUUCGAUUCAAUGCCAUUCAAAGACUGUAUUUCUUGGAAUUCAAUGAUAGCAGGUUACUCCAGAAAUGGAGAGGUAAAAAGUUCAAUGGACCUGAUACAUAAAAUGAGACUGGCAGGUUUCUUUCCAGAUCAGCAAACAUAUGGGUCUUUGCUAUCGUUAUUCACAAACAAUACCAGGUGUUCUGUUCAGCUGGGCUGUUUGAUUCAGGCCUUAGUCAUAACAUCUGGGUUUGUAUCAGAUUUCCAUCUUCUUACCUCCCUUGUAAGCCUGUAUCUGAAAUUUGGUAAAUUGGAUUAUGCAUUCAAGCUUUUCGAUCUAUCUUCGGAGAAGGAUGUCGUGCUGUGGACUGCAAUGAUCUCUGGUCUCGCUCAUAACGAUCGAGCUGAUGAAGCUCUGUUAGUGUUUCAUAAGAUGAUUUCUACUGGACUGACACCAUUGAAUACAACCAUAGCAAGUGCAGUGUCAGCUUCUGCACAGCUCGGAAUGUUCAGAAUUGGUGCUUCUAUCCAUGGCUUCAUCGUAAGGCAGAAAUUGGCUUUAGAUACAGCUGCUGAGAACUCUCUCAUAACCCUGUACAUGAAAUGCAGCCACAUGAGACAGGGCCAACAGUUGUUCGAGUUGAUGCAGAACAGAGACUUGGUCUCUUGGAAUGCAGUUGUUUCAGGUUUUGCUCAUAAUGGCCAUCUUGAGGAAGCAUUUUAUUUCUUCAUCAGAAUGAUUUCAGUAAUGCAAACACCAGAUACAAUCACUAUUGUAUCCCUCCUCCAAAGCUGUGCAUCAUUGGGGGCACUCCACCAAGGGAGGUCAAUUCAUAACUUCAUGAUCAGGCAUGAGCUGAACUGUUCCCUUUCCAUGGAGACUUCUUUGGUUGACAUGUAUUCCAAAUGUGGUGAUAUUAAAACGGCACAGAAAUGCUUCAAUCGAAUGCUGGAGCAGGAUAUGGUAUCAUGGAGCGUGAUCAUUGCAGGUUAUGGAAGUCAUGGAAUGGGGGAUGUUGCUCUUAGGAUGUACUCCAGGUUUCUCAGUACUGAAAUGAAGCCAAAUAAUGUUAUGUUCCUUUCUGUACUAUCAGCUUGCAGUCACUCUGGGCUUGUUUCUGAAGGCCUGGCCAUCUUCAAUUCCAUGAAAGAAGAGUUUGGAAUACAGCCAUGGAUUGAGCAUUGCGGUUGCGUUGUCGAUCUCCUUUGCAGAGCUGGAAAUGUGGAAGAAGCUUUCAGAUUCUUUCGAAGGAUGUCGCUGAUGGCUAAUGCUGAUGUUUUGGGGAUCAUUUUGGAUGCUUGCAGGGCAAGUGGUGGUGCUGAUCUAGCAGAGGAGGUUGUGAAAGAGAUGAUUAAGUUGAAGCCAGAGUCUUCUGGGAGUUAUCUGCAGUUGGCACAUAACUAUGCUGCAAUGAAUUGCUGGGAUGGAUUUGGGCAGACAUUGACAAGAAUGAGGACAUUGGGAUUGAAGAAGAUACCAGGGUGGAGCUUUGUGGAGGUGAAUGGGAGCAAAAACACAUUCUUCGCUUAUGAUGCUUCACACCCGCAGUGGGAUGAUAUUCUUUUGCUGUUAAAAACCUUUCAUUAUGAGAUGAAAGAUAUCAAACCAUUUAUUUGAAAUUUAAAAUACUGUCAUAAGCAUGUAGAAAUUCUCUCCAGACAUCUGUACUUCUCUGAGUUCAAACAAUAUCCCUCUUAAUCUUCAAUUUCCUGCA
Molecule: messenger RNA, 2411 nt
Organism: Dendrobium catenatum
Lineage: Eukaryota; Viridiplantae; Streptophyta; Magnoliopsida; Asparagales; Orchidaceae
Product: pentatricopeptide repeat-containing protein At4g04370
Exons: 1
Coding region: 101-2314 (737 amino acids)
Biological process (GO): RNA modification
Molecular function (GO): RNA binding; protein binding
Source: RefSeq, a predicted model, not a curated record